GUUGCCGGUCUGCUAGCUGAACGCAGCACAGGACAAGGGCUGAGGAGUCUGUGCCAGAGAUGAACCUAGCCACACAAUGAAGCCAGAGGCGCGCUCGGAGGUCCAGGACGCCGCUCGCACAUUCGGGGUGCCUUCUGCCCCUCGGCCUGGGCCCGAGACCUUGUACCAGCCUUUGGGACUGCCUCCCGGAGGAGCCCGACAAGCCCAGGCAGUGGCUGCCUGAGCCGCCCGUGAGUGUCCCAGCCGACCCGGGAGAGACGGCCCCACUCUAGGCUCCGGGCCGGCAGGGAAGCUUGGCCCUGAGUUCCAGUAGGACAGCAGCCAGAGGCAAGCACUGAGGGGCCAAGGAGAUGGAAGAACAGGUGUUCAAGGGGGACCCAGACACUCCUCAUUCCAUCUCCUUCUCCGGCAGUGGAUUUCUCUCCUUCUACCAGGCCGGGGCUGUGGAUGCCCUUCGAGACUUGGCCCCCCGGAUGCUGGAAACGACCCAUCGCUUUGCCGGGACGUCGGCGGGGGCAGUGAUUGCGGCCCUGGUCAUCUGCGGGAUUGAAAUGGAUGAGUACCUCAGGGUCCUCAAUGUAGGUGUGGCCGAGGUGAAGAAAUCCUUCCUGGGACCCUUGUCCCCAUCUUGCAAGAUGGUGCAGAUGAUGAGGCAGUUUCUGUACAAGGUCCUGCCUGAGGACUCUUACAAGGCCGCCACGGGGAAGCUCCACGUGUCCCUCACGCGGUUCACAGAUGGAGAGAGUGUCGUGGUUUCAGAGUACACAUCCAAGGAAGAGCUCAUCGAGGCACUCUACUGCAGCUGCUUUGUCCCCGUGUACUGCGGCCUCAUUCCUCCAACUUACCGGGGCGUGCGCUACAUCGAUGGGGGCUUCACGGGCAUGCAGCCCUGCUCCUUCUGGACCGACUCUAUCACCAUCUCUACCUUCAGCGGGCAGCAGGACAUCUGCCCCCGGGACUGCCCCGCCAUCUUCCACGACUUCCGCAUGUUCAACUGCUCCUUCCAGUUCUCCCUGGAGAACAUUGCCAGGAUGACCCAUGCCUUGUUCCCGCCAGACCUGCUGAUCCUGCACAACUACUACUACCGAGGGUACGAAGAUGCCGUUUCCUACUUGAGGAGGUUGAAUGAUGCUUAUCUCAAUUCUCCCUCCAAGAGAGUGAUGUUCCCCCGCGUAGAAGUGUACUGCAAUAUAGAACUUGCCCUUGGCAAUGAGUGCCCUGAAGGCAGCCAGUCAAGCCUCCAGACAGAAGAGGAAUCCAUACAACUUCACGCACAGUGGGCUCCCAAAGAGGAAGGAAAGGACAACCAUGGUCCCCUUGUGUUCUCGCCUGUGGAGAGACCUGAAUCCACACGUGAGCGUCCUGUAGAAUCACCCGUUUCACCAGCUGGCUCUUCAUUUGAGCAGUCACCUGCCACUGCGCUGGCCUCAUCACCAUCACAUUCUCCAGCUGACCCGAUGCCUGCAUCACUCCCAGCUGUGCACUUAGCACUCAGCUCAACACCUGUCCAAUCACAGCAGCAGGUACAAACGACCGGAUCACCACCAAGAUCCCCAUCCUCCCAGUCAUCUGUGUCACCCAGGCCACCGGCUGUAGUGACAUCUCCAACAUUGCCCCAAUGUUCUCCUUCAGCGUCACCUACACAGCUACCCAUGGAAGACCUGGGCCCAGAACAGCCCCAAGCUCCCCUUGCCUCUUCAAGUCGGAAAGGUGCCAUGCCUGUGGUUAACGUGAAGGAAGCCACCAACAAGCCCUAUGCAAUGGACAACCCUGCUGAAGACUCAAGUUGGAUGAGCAAAAUAUUCAAGAAGAACAAACAAAAGACAAAUGGCACCAGAAAAGGCUUCCCAAGACAUCCACGGUCCAAAAAACCAGGCAGCAAAGUGCAGUCUGCUCCCUGCCCACUCGACUUCUCUCUGCUCUCCACGUCUGAGACAGUUUGGGUCACCUACAGGCCUCAUCCCAGAUCCAGGAAUACAGCUACAGGCCGGAUCCAGGAAUACAGCUGCCCCGAGGAAACUGUGAGCCGAGAGAGAAAACUUGAGCUGGAAUGGGAGAGAACCUGAUGACCCCAUGGUAGAGCCUUCUCCCCAAGGCUCUCAGAUGCAGUCCCCUCACCCUAUGCCUUCUGGGGACCAGGUGUUACCCACUAGCAAGCCUGUUGGUGUGGAGAGUCCUGAUUCCCCUGGGUGAGCACUUCCUUGUCUGAACAUCCUCUCGGCCCCGGCCUGACUUUGCUUCUUUGAGACGGGGCCAUGUCAGACCCCGGCCCCCCAGAAUCUAGUCUACAGGGCCAAACCCUUGGGGAUCGAGCGGUACUGAGCCACGGACGCACUUUCCUCUUUCCCAUCAAGAGAUCAGGCUCUUUUCCUUUGCUUUGUUUUGUUUUUAAUUCUCUCACUGUCCCAAAGGCUUGACUUAGAACCACGGGACUCUGCCUCAGCUGCUCCCUGGAAUCACUCGUGGAGCUGAUCCAGCACGAGGUCAUGAUAAGCUCCCCAGGGCUUGUGUGGUGUGGCUGCGUGAGCCAGCCAUCCUGGACUUCCCUGAGUCCUGGUGUGGUUGUAGAGGACACAGAGGCCAAACGUCCCUUCCCCUCCCAUCCCCCAGCAUGAGGGCGACACGAGGGCAGACCUUGUCUGCUGUUCACACCUCAGUUAAAAUGUUCCACAGCAAAGACUUCAGCCUCAAUUUUUCCAGCCCAGCCAGAAAAAAAUUAGCCCCACUGCUCACUGGAGUGUGGAUAGCUUCCAGCCCCAGCCAGGCCCAGUAAGGAAGCCUGGGCUGCCCACGGCCUCGGAUGUAUUUGCUUUGCAAAUCCUGGAAUGCAAACCCCAGAGGACUGGGUGGAAGACAGCCCUGAGCUUGGCUGGGGCCUCUGGAGGAUGCAUGCAAAUUUUAGCCAUGGAGGGCAGGGGGCUGUGGCAAGAGGGCCUGGCGGAGCCUACAUCUAACAGGACCACGUCAGGGAGCAGGAGUCCACACAAGCUCCCUUUAGAACGUUCUGCCAGGAAGAAUUUAAUUUAACUGUACCUUUGAGAAGCUGAGAAGAAUCAAAUCUCAGGUGUUCUUGCACCCUGUUCCUACUCCAGGUCUGUGGCUCAGACCAGUCAAGGGGAGCGCCCUGGGGACCAUGUGGGGGCGGAGAGACAAGUCCACGGCGGUCCCCUAGCCUCUCCCCCAGGAGUGGUCUUGUGGUUUGCAGGUGGGCGCGGCCAGAGCCCUUGAGACCUGUGAACCAGGGGAGGGAGGGUUUCAGGCUCGCACAACUUGGGAAUGCUUAUGCCCUGCUGUGCAAGGGGGAACUGAACAUGACAUUAACUGUUGUUUGACCUGAAAGCCUGUAUUCAGAGCCCAGAUGCCCUUCUGUUAGAGUCAGGUUACAGUUAGAAUCAAUAAAUUCCUGUGUAUAUUUCCCUUCAUUUUUCAUAUGUCCCUUUUCCCCAUUAGGAGGCAAUUAAGAGAAUUGUUCUUGCGUUGGUUUCAGGGCCGCUGGAUAAAAUACAGGACAUCUUGUUCAAUUUGGAUUUCAGAGAAACAAUGAAUAGUUAGCAUGAGUAUGGCCCCAGUAUUGCUAUUAUUUGUUGUGUAUCUGAAAUUCAAAUUUAACUAGGCCACCCAUAUUUUUAUUUGCUAAAUUUGGCAACUCCAAUUAGUUCCUUUCUCCUUAUCUUUCUUUUCUCUUAAAGCCAAUACUAGUGGAUUGGUUUUUGAUGUGUCAGUCACUGUGGUUCAGAAUUGGAGCUCUCACUAGUGUGGAGGUCAAGGGCAGAGCACACUCUGGUCUUCCAAACAAGCACAUCCAAAUGACCCCUGAGGCUCUGCCCUCCCUGUAACUCAGCUAACAUCCCGAACUCAACCAGGUCUUGGCUGACCCCAUUAUCUCUGACUCACUGAGCCUCCUGACUUCUCAGGGUCAGAAAUUAGGUUAAUUAAAAGUCCUGAUGUCACUUACCCACCUUUUGAAAGCGAUUCGAAGCAGCAGGGUGUCCCAUGCACCUCGGUGCUCUCGAAAGCCUCUGUGGUGUGAGUUGAGGGAGCCCCACCCUCACACAAUGGUGUCCCACGCUCCUACAUUCCUACUGGCACAAGAUUCCCAUAGCUAGCGAGGUCCACGAGCAUCCCAAGGGCAGGGGUUGUGCCUUCUGCAUUUGUUCAUUCCAUAGAGCUAGAUCAGACCUGGCACAUAGUAAAUGCUCAAUAAGUAUUGGUUGGGAAAAAGAACUCAUGGAUUAGACAACAAGGAGAGGCACUAAAACAGGGGUUCUGGGAGCUGGGUCCUGGCCUGGUUCUGUCUGUAGGUGGUUACGUGACCUUGAACGAGGCACCUGCCCCUUCUGAGCCUCAGCUUUUUCAUCUAUGAAGUGAGGCACUGCCCUCUUCUGCCCUCCUCAGAGCAUGACAGUGAGGCUUCAAGGGUUGGAAGCGGAAAGUGGUUUGGAAAGAAGACAAGCUGUGCACACCAGAGGGUCGCCCUCCCCAGGCAGCCCCUGGAAAGACUCCUGUGUUAUCUGAGAGAGGGGAGAGGAGGCCUUCGACGCCUUCCAGCAGAGACCACAUUCUCUGGACCAAAAGCCAGACACUGUGUUCAGUCCAUUUUUACCCUGGUUCUGAAUGGCCAAAAUUAGGGACUUAGUAAAACAGAUGGUGUAGAAUCAAGACUGGCCCAGAUUUUCCUGGACAUAUAAUUAACUGUCAUCCUAAGGGUCCCAGAGUUGUAGGAUGUCAGGUCCAGAGGGCAAGUAUCAUGUCCCUGACGUCCCUCAGCCUGUGGGGAGCUGGACUAAAACCCAGGUCUCCUGAUGCCCAGGGCACUUCAUUACUGUCUUAGCAAGUUGGCGUUCAAGGACGGGACACCUGGGGAGCAACCAGAGAGGGCCCCCAGGCGGGGACAAGGGGGCUGACCCUCACAGCCUUGCAGGCGCCAGACUGGCCUAGUUGUGGCGGGUGGGCUCCCAUCUUGCCACCACUGUGAAUAAUCCAGAUUAGACCUUUGUGCAAGUCAAUUUCUUUAUUUGCUUAAAUAACACAGUACAAAAAUGAGACUCAGAUGCCAGCAUCGGGAACUCAUACCAAAUAGUCAUAUAGCUUAAAGAACAUCAUUCUAAAUAAGAAACAAUGUACAGAAGGUUCCUGACCCUCAUGUCCGAUCUGGUUCUGAUCCUUCACA
Messenger RNA from Panthera uncia (snow leopard), 5170 nucleotides. RefSeq names its product patatin like phospholipase domain containing 1 (gene PNPLA1). The record is from RefSeq and is a predicted model, not a curated record. Gene Ontology annotation, molecular function: triacylglycerol lipase activity. Gene Ontology annotation, biological process: triglyceride catabolic process; lipid homeostasis. The coding region runs from base 351 to 2066 and encodes 571 amino acids. The transcript is spliced from 10 exons. Gene Ontology annotation, cellular component: lipid droplet; membrane; cytoplasm. NCBI's taxonomy places the organism in Eukaryota, Metazoa, Chordata, Mammalia, Carnivora, Felidae.